Molecule: messenger RNA, 1380 nt
Organism: Chenopodium quinoa (quinoa)
Lineage: Eukaryota; Viridiplantae; Streptophyta; Magnoliopsida; Caryophyllales; Amaranthaceae
Product: protein MAIN-LIKE 1-like
Exons: 3
Coding region: 1-1380 (459 amino acids)
Biological process (GO): meristem development; meristem maintenance
Source: RefSeq, a predicted model, not a curated record
AUGUACUCGUCGGGUGGAGUGCCUACAUCUGACGAUGAGGACGAAGAGCAGGCAAGACAUGCUGAUCGAGAUGAAGAGUAUGACCCUCAAGAUUAUCAUACGGUAUAUAGGGGUCAACAUGGGAGAUUUGUUAGUAGUAGUCAAGCGAGUCAACCUUCUACCAGCUCAGCAGAGACAUGGUUAGUCCAGCAGCCGAUGUCGGGUGGUCCUGAGGAUGGUACCGUUAUCCCUAGUUUUGGUGGUCACGUGGCAUCAUAUAUAUGGGGUGGGCAGGAGCGUAAUGUUUUGCGCUGUUUGAGCAGGACACGGUUGUGUUCUGAAUUGGUUAACUGGCGAGAUCGUCUUGCACAGGAGCACCUGGAAUUGAUUGAUGGCAGUGGUCUAUCUCACUUACCCGAGAUCAUGUUUAGGCGUUUUGACUGGCCGUUAAUUUCUGCUUUUGUUAAAAGAUGGCAGCCAGAUACGAACACGUUCCAUAUGCCAUUUGGGGAGAUCACGAUCAUGUUGCACGAUGUGUACCAUAUUCUUGGGCUUCGGGUUGAUGGUUCCAUGGUUUCCACUACUCCUAGCACGGACGUCAUACGGGACGCGUGCUUGGUUACCAUGGAUAUGACUACGGGAGAGUUGAAUGGGAAGUGCGGUACUAAAACCAUUUGGCAGGAUAAUGACCGAGAGGAUUUUGGAUACGACUUUGGAGGCGCAGAGGCCCUUCAGUGUCCAUUACAGUGCCUACAUGCAUGUGCUACUCUAGUCUAUCUGUAUCGGCAGUUGGGUACGGCAUCACGAAAAGAUGCUGAUUCGAUUGUUCGUUGUCUCACGCUUCUGCAAGCGUGGAUCUACGAGUACUUUACGUGUUUUCGGCCUCAGCAGGGUACCUUGACGAGGGAGCUUAGUAUUCCUCGUGCGGCUGCGUGGGAUGUUGGACCGGGGUGCCUAAACAAGAGCAUGGAGUGCCUCCUCACUUUUCAUGCUAGACUGGAUCAGUUGACUAACCUUGAGGUUAACUGGCUCCCGUACGGAGUUGAUCUUGCACGACACGUGCCACCCACUCUAUUUAUUGGCUGCAUCCAGUACCGUAGCAUCAUUGAGCCAUACAUGCCUGAUCGAGUGGUUCGACAACUUGGAUUCGUCCUGGAAAUUCCAAGGACCAUUAUCAAGCCUGAGAAGGCCAAGAGACCGACGAACUUGAAGAUGUAUCGAGAAAACUUUCCGACCGAGAUGACAUCUGCGAUGUGGACUCGGUUUGUCCCUGUGGAUGGGUCGGUCCAUGGAGUUUAUCAACAGAGCACUAGAGGAGUAUCCCAACAUGUCGCGUGGAACAAGCUAAGGGCAAUGGUUGAGCAGCUCCGAGAUGAUUGGAAGGCGAUGAUUGGGUUGUGA